Messenger RNA from Procambarus clarkii (red swamp crayfish), 333 nucleotides. Its product is annotated as pupal cuticle protein Edg-91. Lineage: Eukaryota; Metazoa; Arthropoda; Malacostraca; Decapoda; Cambaridae. The record is from RefSeq and is a predicted model, not a curated record.
AUGCGACUGGUGGUGUUGGUCUCUGUGGUGUGUGUGGCCGGCCUGGCCACCGCCCUUCCUCAGAAGAAUUCUCACGAAAGAGGCAACCAGAGGUUCUUCCUUCCUAAUUUAGUGGGAGCUGCCGAGGGGGCCAUUUCCGGUUUCCUUAACCCCUACGGCAAUGGCUAUGGUAAUUUAGGAGGCUUCGGAUAUGGUGGCUACAACCCGUACCUCGGAGGUGGCUAUGGACCUGGCUUCGGGCCUGGCUUCGGGCCUGGCUAUGGGCCUGGCUUCGGGGGCGGCUACAAUCCCUAUUUUGGAGGCGGGGCCUUCAAUAACCCAUAUUUUGGGUAG